Molecule: messenger RNA, 2651 nt
Organism: Physella acuta
Lineage: Eukaryota; Metazoa; Mollusca; Gastropoda; Physidae
Source: RefSeq, a predicted model, not a curated record
CAGUACAGUGUUCAGGUGUUGUGUUCAGGUGUUGUGUUCAGGUGUUGUGUUCAUCCCUGUUGUGUUUGGUGUCUGAGACUACCGCGAGGUUAAACAACCGCUGGCUAAGGUUAAGAGAGGAGUUUACAUUGUGUUUGGUUCUUCUAUUUCAUCGACGUCAAGAACUGCUCUCAGCCUUGAACUUGGCCACACGUGCAAGCAGACGUAACUUGGAUUCUAAAAUUAGAUCAUUGACUCACACACAACAGAAGCACGUGAUACCCACUGAUGAUGAAACUCCACAUGUCAAGGUCGACUCACCUGUCCCCGUGUCUCCUCUUAUUGGUCAGUCUGCUGACCUUGAGGUCACAGGUCAUGUCCUUCAAAUACCACGACUUCUGCCUGACCCCGCCCAUAGACAUGAAGACCAGGUUCCCCCUGUACCGCCUUGAUGUGGACACAAAAACUGAGGGGGUGCCCUGGGCCUACCGUCAGAACAACACCCUCACAGUGUCAGUCAAGGCCCUCUACCAAAAGUACAAGAUCAAGCAGAUCUUUAUGUCGGUGCCGUCCAUGACAAAAGGUACACCGGAAGUUCCAGCCAGAAAGAUUCACCUGGGCGAGUGGAAGUGGGACAUGAAGGGCGGCGUGAUCCCCAUCGACUGUUCAGCGGCCAACCAGGGGUUUGGGGGUGCGGCCAACGCUGUGAGGAACCUGUGGUGGUACAAGGACGGCUUCUACAACAUCACGGGCGAGUGGGACCCCCUCAACACCAUCUACAACGCCUACAACAUCGACAUGAUACAGUUUGAGGUGUACGUGUCGCCAGACGAGGAGGAGACAAGCGCCCCCGUCCCCGCGGGAGCUGCAGGCCCCGCCCCCCAAGCCAUGCGCUGGGUCAAGUUGAUCUCAGACAAAUUCAUCAACUUGGAUUACAUCGACCUGCACAGAUAUCUGCGCGUCCACCCCCACGCCCAGUGGGUGCUCAGUGGCAUUGGAGGCAGCUGAACCCCAGCUGAACCCCACCCUCACAGGGGUCAGACAAAUGUACGGCCCUUUUGCCAUCACUCAGACGAACAACGGCCUCGCGGACACAGAAGUAUAAUUACAUCAGAAGUAUAAUUACAUUAGCAGUAUAAUUACAUCAGCAGUAUAAUUACGUCAGCAGAUACAAGUAUAAUUACAUCAGCAGUAUAAUUACAUUAGCAGAUACAAGUAUAAUUACAUCAGAAGUAUAAUUACAUCAGCAGUAUAAUUACAUCAGCAGAUACAAGUAUAAUUACAUCAGCAGACACAAGUAUAAUUACAUCAGCAGUAUAAUUACAUUAGCAGAUACAAGUAUAAUUACAUCAGAAGUAUAAUUACAUCAGCAGUAUAAUUACAUCAGAAGUAUAAUUACAUCAGCAGUAUAAUUACAUCAGCAGUAUAAUUACAUCAGCAGUAUAAUUACAUCAGCAGUAUAAUUACAUCAGCAGACACAAGUAUAAUUACAUCAGCAGUAUAAUUACAUUAGUAGUAUAAUUACAUCAGCAGAUACAAGUAUAAUUACAUCAGCAGACACAAGUAUAAUUACAUCAGCAGACACAAGUAUAAUUACAUCAGCAGUAUAAUUACAUUAGCAGUAUGAUUACAUCAGAAGUAUGAUUACAUCAGCAGACACAAGUAUAAUUACAUUAGCAGAUACAAGUAUAAUUACAUCAGCAGACACAAGUAUAAUUACAUAAGCAGUAUAAUUACAUUAGCAGUAUAAUUACAUCAGCAGAUACAAGUAUAAUUACAUCAGCAGUAUAAUUACAUCAGCAGAUACAAGUAUAAUUACAUCAGCAGACACAAGUAUAAUUACAUCAGCAGUAUAAUUACAUUAGUAGUAUAAUUACAUCAGCAGAUACAAGUAUAAUUACAUCAGCAGUAUAAUUACAUCAGCAGACACAAGUAUAAUUACAUCAGCAGUAUAAUUACAUCAGCAGUAUAAUUACAUCAGCAGUAUAAUUACAUCAGCAGUAUAAUUACAUCAGCAGUAUAUUUACAUCAGCAGACACAAGUAUAAUUACAUCAGCAGUAUAAUUACAUCAGCAGUAUAAUUACAUCAGCAGUAUAAUUACAUCAGCAGUAUAAUUACAUCAGCAGAUACAAGUAUAAUUACAUCAGCAGUAUAAUUACAUCAGCAGACACAAGUAUAAUUACAUCAGCAGUAUAAUUACAUCAGCAGACUCAAAAAUAAUUACAUUAGACAGAGUUAUAAUUUCAAUGCUAUUUUUUUUCUAACUUCUCCCAACAAACAAUUGGUUCGUUUAUUUUCUUUUUAAUGUGUUUUUCUUUACAUUGUUACUUGCAUUUUGUACACAUUAUAGAGGACACAAAAGUCUUCGCUUGAAAAAAAAAACCGGGGUAAAAUAAAACAUUUAAAAAUUAUUAUGAAGUUACAAGACAUCAUUAGGAAGUUACAAGACAUCAUUAGGAAGUUACAAGACAUCAUUAUGAAGUUACAAGACAUCAUUAGGAUGACUUUUAUUUGCCCCUAGGGUACAUGUUUUUAUAUUUCUACCAUCUACUUCACUAGUCUAGAACCCACAUGUUUGACACCGUUUUUUAAAAUAUCCAAUCCAAGUUUUUAAAAUGUCCAAUCCAAGUUUCUCUAACCAGGCCACAGGAAAUAAACUUUGAUCACGUGA